AUGUUCUUAGACCAGAGGCAGAGUGAAGGUUCCUCGAUGUUCUUAGACCAGAGGCAGAGUGAAGGUUCCUUGAUGUUCUUAGACCUGAGGCAGAGUGAAGGUUCCUUGAUGUUCUUAGACCAGAGGCAGAGUGAAGGUUCCUUGAUGUUCUUAGACCAGAGGCAGAGUGAAGGUUCCUUGAUGUUCUUAGACCUGAGGCAGAGUGAAGGUUCCUUGAUGUUCUUAGACCAGAGGCAGAGUGAAGGUUCCUUGAUGUUCUUAGACCAGAGGCAGAGUGAAGGUUCCUUGAUGUUCUUAGACCAGAGGCAGAGUGAAGGUUCCUUGAUGUUCUUAGACCAGAGGCAGAGUGAAGGUUCCUUGAUGUUCUUAGACCAGAGGCAGAGUGAAGGUUCCUUGAUGUUCUUAGACCAGAGGCAGAGUGAAGGUUCCUUGAUGUUCUUAGACCAGAGGCAGAGUGAAGGUUCCUUGAUGUUCUCAGACCAGAGGCAGAGUGAAGGUUCCUCGAUGUUCUCAGACCAGAGGCAGAGUGAAGGUUCCUCGAUGUUCUCAGACCAGAGGCAGAGUGAAGGUUCCUCGAUGUUCUUAGACCAGAGGCAGAGUGAAGGUUCCUUGAUGUUCUCAGACCAGAGGCAGAGUGAAGACUAA
Molecule: messenger RNA, 645 nt
Organism: Procambarus clarkii (red swamp crayfish)
Lineage: Eukaryota; Metazoa; Arthropoda; Malacostraca; Decapoda; Cambaridae
Source: RefSeq, a predicted model, not a curated record